AUGUAUAAACUCAAGCAGCACGUCUUUUUAGGAGACCAGAAGUACUUGGAGGAAGUACCUAAGCUUACACUUGCAGCGACACGCCCCGACCUUGGAUCCGUGGAGAAGACAUGGCGGAGAUCGGAAUCCCAACCAAGAUCAGAGUGUCAGUCAUCCACGACCACACCCGACAUCACUGCUUGUGAGGUGCAGAGUGUCACACCCUCUGCUAAAGAAGUUAUAGGAGAUAUUGGUGUCAGGCAGGAGUCAGCUACGUUAUUCUCCACAGAUGGGUCCAUUGAGUCCCAACCAAUAUCAGAGUGUCAGUCAUCCACGACCACAGCAGACAUCACUACUAGUGAGGUGGAGUGUUCCACACCCUCAGCUAAAGAAGUGAUUGGAGCCGUUGGUGUCAGGCAGGAGUCAUCUGUGGAGAAUAAUGCAGCUAUUGCCAGUGAGUCCCAACCAAUAUCAGAGUGUCAGUCAUCCACGACCACAGCAGACAUCACUACUAGUGAGGUGGAGUGUUCCACACCCUCAGCUAAAGAAGUGAUUGGAGCCGUUGGUGUCAGGCAGGAGUCAUCUGUGGAGAAUAAUGCAGUUAUUGCCAGUGAGUCCCAACCAAUAUCAGAGUGUCAGUCAUCCACGACCACAGCAGACAUCACUACUAGUGAGGUGGAGUGUUCCACACCCUCAGCUAAUGAAGUGAUUGGAGCCGUUGGUGUCAGGCAGGAGUCAUCUGUGGAGAAUAAUGCAGUUAUUGCCAGUGAGUCCCAACCAAUAUCAGAGUGUCAGUCAUCCACGACCACACCAGACAUCACUACUAGUGAGGUGGAGUGUUCCACACCCUCAGUUAAAGAAGUGAUUGGAGCCGUUGGUGUCAGGCAGGAGUCAUCUGUGGAGAAUAAUGCAGCUAUUGCCAGUGAUUGGAGGUAUUGGUGUCAGGCAGGAGUCAGCUGCGUUACUUUCCACAGAUGGGGCCAUUGCUAGGCGGUGUAUGAAGAGGCCGUGGACGCAGGAGGAGACUGAUGCGGUCUUCAAACACAUGAAAGUUUUCAUUGAAAAUGGAUUGACAGUUACUAAGGAGCAGUGCAAUUAUUGCAAAAAUAAAGAAGCUCCUAUCCUGAACAACAGAACUGUAAUGAACAUCAGGGACUUUGUCAGGAACCGAGGCUUGGCCUUUAAAAGGAACUUAGACAAACAGACAAACACCCUCAAACCAUAAUGAUACAGUACCACUUUCAUGCAUGAUGGUGAGGAGGGUGUUCUUGGGAUCAUAUGCAGUAGUUCUUUUUCUCAAAACAUAUUGAAUUGUAUUAAUGCCAACCAGCUUGAUGUUGGUUUCAAAUGACUACAGCAGCUCCUUAUCAUAUCCUAAAUCAGUCUGAUGUUCAUUGGCAAACCUCUGGAGUACUGCUCAGGUUCUUUCUGAAGUAGGGGUACCAUGUGUGCACUACAGGAUUUUAAGCUUUUGUGGCAUUAAGUUCUACCGUAAGUUCUCAGUGAUUUUGGUCCCAGAAGCUCUGAUAUCAUUGCCUAGUUCAUCCCAUACCAUUAAGUUCUACCGUAAGUUCUCAGUGAUUUUGGUCCCAGAAGCUCUGAUAUCAUUGCCUAGUUCAUCCCAUACCGGUCUAGGGUGCUUUCUUUCUGUUUUCCUG
Messenger RNA from Engraulis encrasicolus (European anchovy), 1637 nucleotides. RefSeq lists its product as uncharacterized. The transcript has 14 exons. Bases 1 to 969 code for a protein of 322 amino acids. NCBI's taxonomy places the organism in Eukaryota, Metazoa, Chordata, Actinopteri, Clupeiformes, Engraulidae. The record is from RefSeq and is a predicted model, not a curated record.